UAGCGUGUCUCACUGUCUCCGCUGACUUCUGGCAGGCGUGCUCUGCUCUGCGUAGUGAUGCCGGGGGACACUCGGCGGGUGCGGGGCCCGGAGGAAGGCUCUCAGAGCCCGGCGCUGUAUGCUGUUAAGGAAGAGGGGAAUGGCCGUCACCUGUGCCUCCCUGGCCCUGGCCGAUGCCGGCAUAGAGAUGUAUGACCUGGUGAUCGGGGUGGCCGCCUGUCGGGGAGACAACGGGGCCAUCCUGCUGGACCCGACCGAGGGGGAGGAGGAGUCCGCGGCCAACAUGUGCCUUACUGUCAUGCCCACUCUCAACCAGGUGUCAGGACUCUUCUGCACCGGGGAAUGGGAAGGAGACAGCCCAGUGGAAGCCAUGAAGUUGUGUAUGGAGGGAUGUCAGCGUCUCUACCCAGUGCUGCAGCAAAGCCUCCUCAAAUCUACUAAGAAAAAGGUCCCUCCACCAGAGCCUGAAGCCAGCUAAUCAAGCUGAGAUCACCAUCCUCCGGAUCUGAUCACUGGCACCUCAUCUCA
This is a messenger RNA of Nanorana parkeri, 528 nucleotides long. RefSeq names its product exosome component 6 (gene EXOSC6). Gene Ontology annotation, biological process: nuclear mRNA surveillance; poly(A)-dependent snoRNA 3'-end processing; U4 snRNA 3'-end processing. The record is from RefSeq and is a predicted model, not a curated record. Lineage: Eukaryota; Metazoa; Chordata; Amphibia; Anura; Dicroglossidae. The transcript is spliced from 2 exons. The coding region runs from base 119 to 478 and encodes 119 amino acids. Gene Ontology annotation, cellular component: cytoplasmic exosome (RNase complex); nucleolus; nuclear exosome (RNase complex).